AUGGGCCGCACAGCCUGCGUGGUGGAGCUUCAAGAUCAACUGAUGGUCCUGCAGAACAGCGAGCACGCGACGCGGUGCUUCGCCACGAUGGCGCACCAUGAGGAGGUCCUUUGUGAAGAAUGGGCUGUUUUCUACUACGCGUAUUUGUAUGCCGCGCUGAUCUACGAGCUACAGGCGGCGGUGGCCGCCGUGUUGUAUCAGCUCCCGUCGGUGCAGUCGACGCUGCCGCGCACUCUGGUGUCGGAGAUUUGGGCCUGUUGGGGCAGGGCUCACACGUGGUCGCUCAGUUUCUCGCAGCGCCGUGGUGUUCCUCUACCACGUCGAGCUCUGGAGGCCCUCGGUGAGCACGCGGCCAUUUCUGCUCGGGCUGCCCCGCCGCGCCGCGCCGUGCCAGCAGUGACCUCCUGGCCCUGGGCCAGGAUGGUGGCGGACUGUGGCCGCGACGGGCUUCUCCGAGCCGCGGCCAGCUGCCGCCGGCGCUGCCCGCGACGGUGUUGCCUGCGGCGGGCUGCCGCCGGUGCUGUCGGCGAGGACGCCGAGCGGCACGACCUGGAGGCGCCCCUUGUCGGCGCCGGCGCCCCCACGGGCCCCUCGCGCCCGCGCAGCCUGGCGCCCAGGUGCCCGGCGCGCGUCGGCUUCCUGGCUGGCCCGCUGGCGAGAAAUGCGAGCGCGCCGGCCUUUGCCCUCUUCCUGGCGGGCUGGGCCGAGCAUCUGGCCCUCCCGGCAAAGGAGCGGCCGUGCGCCCUGGGCUGCGUGCCGUUCGAGUGCGUCGCGUUCCUCGGGGUCCUGGGGGAGGGCGCGGGCGACAAGGGCGGCAAGGGCGGCAAGGUCAAGGGCAAGUACUCCGGCAAGGCCGCCAAGGGCUCCAAGAGCGGCGGCAAGGGCGACAAGAGCGGCAAGGGCGGCCACUCCAAGGGCGACCAGGGCAGCCGCGGUGGGGGCGGGGAGCUGGGGGGAUACCAGCGUCUGCUGCGCGCAGCGGGUCCCGGCGCCGCCGCCGUGCCCUCGACGCGUGAGGCGCUCUUGAACGGGGAGUUCGCGAACCUGACUGAGGUCGGCGAGCCGCAUGUCGGCUUUGCUGGCCAACGACGCCUGUAUGCAGCCACCAACACCAACGGCUCGCGCCUCCUGGAAGUCCUAGGGGACUUCCACAUGACGGCCCUCAACACGUUCGGCAAGAGCACGCGCCAAAACGGCACCUGGAAGCACACGACUGGCAAGGGAUGGGCCACAAUCGACUUCAUCUGCACCCGCCUGAACGGCUCCUACGGCAUCCGAGCGGCCCGUCUGCGGACAACUCCUGUUAGCAUGGGAGGCUACCGCGACCACCGACCUGUCGAAGCCCUCGCGUAUGCUGGACUGAGAGCUAAGCGGGCUGCCGAACCCCGACCUGACCGAUGGAACCGCGAGGCCAUGGCACGCGACUUGCAAGUCCUGAAGGACCCAGAUGCGUCCGCCCCAGCCCACGUCGCACAGACGCGGGCAACUCUGGACAACCGUCUACGAGAGCAACAUUUCACAGGCCACUGGCAGGAGGAAUGCGGCGAGAUGCUCUGCUACGCCACGCCCUCGGAGUACUUCAACGCCAUCGAGCACGCGGUCAUUGAGGCAGCGGCCCCGCACUACGUCCUGAAGCCCACGCAGACCCAGCGCCCCAAGCUGACGGACGCCACCCUGGCCCUGAUCGCAAACAAGCACGCCAUCCAGAAGCGCAUGGCCUACUGCUCCGACCCGUCGUCGCCCCGCGCUGUCUACCUCCAGACCCAGUGCGCCGAGGCGGCCAAGCGCGCCGCCAAGGCUGUCCGAGCUGAGCGACGCCAGCGCUCGGCGUCCACGGCUGAAGAGGCGGAGACGGCAGAUGCGAACAUGAACCUGCGCAAGCUCCACAGCGUCACGCGCCGUCUUGCUCCAAAGCCCGCGGCCCCAGUCAUCGCGGUCGCCAACCCGACUACGGGCGGUGCAUGCAUGGGCGCCGAGGAGGAGACCGCUGUCCGCGCAGAGGGUCUCUGCAACAUCUUCGACGGCACCCAGAUCAACAUGGACAGCCCAGGAGGCCCCAUCGGCAUCCUCCCGAGGGACGACGCCCGCAUAGGCACAUGCACAGUCGAUGACGUGACCAGGGCCAUUGCCAAAAUGCCUAACUACAAGAGCGCUCCUGCCCUCAAGUUGCCACCGCUGGGCGCGGCCGGAGAUCUCGCCGCCACCGGUGCACAGUCGACCUUCCAGGCUGACGGGUCCGUCAUCGAACUGUGGAAGCUCUGUGCCGCUGAGACGGCCCCAGUACUCCACGGCGCCUUCCAGGCGUGCCGGGCUCUCGGCCACGCGGCUCAGCGCUUUAAGGGUGGCGAGACUGUCUCCCUGCGCAAGCCGAAGGGUGAUGGCAAGAACGCCAAGGGCCAGUGCAAGGCCAUCAACCUCAUCAACCACAUUGGUUAUCCGACGCUACCGGCUCCACGGCCGCGCCGCGCGUCCAGGCUCGGCUCUGCGACGGUCCCAGGCAUGCUCGUGGCAGUCCUGAUCGAUGUGGAAAAGGCCUUCGACUUGAUUGACCGCGAUGAGAUCUGGCAGGCCCUCGAAGCCCUUGCAAUGCGACUGGAAGUGCGUCUGGCCGUUGAGGGGCUCCACGAGGGCACAUGCAACGUUGCCAGGGACAUCCGCACCAAUCGCCCCAUCCGCAAGCUACUCGUUCCACGCGGAGUUCGCCAGGGGAGUGUGGAGGGCCCUAUGCUGUUCGUUGCUGUCUAUGACCUUCUCACUCGCAAGCUUGAGGAAAGCCGGCGUGACUCCGAGUUCCCCGAGAUCACCAUUACCUUCGACCCCAAUUUUCGCAACCUUCGUCACCGUCGCGGGCUGUUGAGAGGAGAAGGAGAGGAGGUGCUCGAGGUGUCCCCUGUCAAAUUCGUUGACGACCUGAUCGCCCUUACUAUCGUUGAAGAUUUCGAUGCGGUCUCUCGGUUCCUGGAGUUCCUCAAAACGGAAAUCACUAAGGGCAAGAUGAAGGUAAAUGACACCAGAUUUGAAGGGCUGAUCGUCACGACUGGCAAGCAAAGCAAACGCAGACGAGCCGCGAUCCGAUCGAAGCGAACGGACAUUCGAAUGCAGCAGACCCCAGUCCAUGCCGCGCCCAGUGUGAAGUACCUAGGCACCAAGCAGCGCGACGAUGACAGCAUGGUGGAGGAGGGCGUCCCGCGUCCCGCGUUCCCCGACUUGCAGCAGAAAAAUCAGCCCGAGGACUCCGAGCAGGGCCCUGAGGACCCCGAGGCCCAGUGCGACCCCACGAAGUUGAUUCAGGCGGUAGUCUUCGGCAGGUUGAACUUCGAGGGGCCCAAGCAUACGGAAAUCAACUCGUUGCUCGGCGCCCUCCAGGAGGACCUCAGGAUGCCCUGGUCCGCCACUAUCGCCUGCAGCGCUGCCGUGCUCCACCGUCGACCACCUCGGCUCAAGCGUGUGAGCCAGCGGGGCCCGAACCGCCAGGACCUGCCCCUCCUGCCCCGCGGCAAGAGUCGGGCGCUCAUGUGGAACCUCGAGAGCGCGAAGCAGUGGACGAAGCCGAAGAUCGACCUGGUCCUCCCCGAGGACACGACCGAGUUGGACGCGAGCGACAAGCCCCAGACCCUCAGGUGCCGCCUGGAGCUCCUCUGCGAAGCCGCCCACCAGCUGCUCGCCCGAGACGACAACUUCGCGCUGACGGUGGCGGAGGGAUCGGAGCUCGAGAAGACUCUGGAACGCGGCUACCAGACCACAGUGACCAAACCCGCGCGCGGGGUCCCGCACGGACUGCAGUAUGUCACGACCCUCUGGAUGACCGUCCUUCGCAAGGCCGCGGUGCAGCCGAUCGUGGAAGAUCCCGCUCAGCCCGACCAGGUGGAGCAGCCAGCCGAGGUGCCCAUCUCGACCCAGAUCGGCACAGUGGUCACCAAGGUCGUCCGCAGCCAUCAGACGGCGAGCCUGGACAUGGUCGCGGACGCUCUCAAGAAGUUCAUGGGCGCCCCAGCAGCGAGCUCCGCCGACGGCGCCAGCAACCGCAUCGAGGAGAACCAAGUACGCUGGAUCUGGGCACCAACCAUCCACAUCGAUCUCAAGUACGCUCUGACGGCGGUGCACGUGCACGAGGACAUUCCCGAGCUCUCCAUCCAGCAGAUCUCGGCCAAGAGCGCGCUCGGCCUGCUCUUCAACACGGCCUUUGCCACCCUGGGUUUCCUCUACCUGCUGCACGCAGUGAUGCCUGGGCACCUCGACCCCUUCUGGGGCAGCAUCGGCGCCGCGCUCGCCGCGCCCAGGAGGGUGGCGGGCGCGCUGUCCAGCAGCGGCCUUGGCGGGCUGGACGCCGCGGGCCUCGGCGGGGCCUGGAGGCCGAUGCUGUGGGGCAGCCUCUGGUACCUGACGGUCUGGAGGUGGGCCGUCCGGCUGUGCUGCAUCAGGGCGUUUAUGCUCGAGAGCCUGCCCGAGUGGCAGGACAUGAACGGGCUCAGCGUCUUCUGGCUGUACGGGCUGUACGGGCUGCUCGGGUCGACGGUCUCGCUGUUCGUGGCCGUCAGCGCUCUGUUCACGACCUGGCUCAAGACCUGCCCGCUGAUGCGGCCGGUUUGGCUCUAUCUGCACAGUUGCAUCUGGGCACUUGGCGCUUGCUUGAGCUCCGAGAGAGGCCAUGCUCCGAAGUCGCUUAGACUGGACCAGUGCUUUGGACUGGUGAUGCUGGCCUGGUACUUGCUGGCGCAGUUGUUGUGGACACCGCCGCUGGGUUCGAAGUUCGACGAGGAGGCUUUCCUAGAAGCAGUGAUGGAGAAGGGCGGCUUCCAGGCAAAGAUGGAGAAUCGGAGCCCCAGUGGCCCACUGGCUCGGAGCCUCAGCGCCAACCCAGUGGUGCGGAAACUCAGCAGUGCCAUUUUGAAUGUGGAGGCCAAGGACGUGGAGAGUAAGCGGGAAGCGCUGAAAAAAGGCAGUAUCAAGAGCCAUGGCGGCAAAGUCGCCCUCAGCUUCAGACUGGGGCCCGUUGUUCGUGAGGACCUGCUUGAGACUAGCCUGAAGCUUCUCCGGAAGGCCUCGGUGGGACAGCUGCUGAGCAGCCGCUUCAGCGUCCACUUCCAGGGCGAGUGGGGCGUUGACUGGGGCGGCCUCACGAGCGACUGGUUCGACAGCCUCGCGAAGGCGCUUGUCAAGGGCAGCGAGCACCGCGAGCGCAGGAAGCAGGAGUCCGACGACCUUUUCUCCUCCUCGCUCCUCGCCCGCGCCACCGACGGCACCCUGCUGCCGCGGCCGAGCGGCUACACCCGCGCCUGCAGCGACGCCCCCGAGCGACUGCAGGAGCGGUGGGCGCGGCUCGCCGCCGUCGGGCGCUUCCUCGGGGUCGCGGUGCUGAAGGGCCGGCCGCUGCCGCUGUCCUUCGGGCAGGUGCUCAUGAAGCUGCUCUGCGCGAGGGACGUGUCCUACAGCGACGUGCGCCACCUGGACGACGACUUCUACACGCACCGCAUUCUGAACGCGGCCCUCACGGAGCCACUGACCUUCGUGUCGGCCCCCACGGAGCUGAUGCCCGAGCAGGUGCCACUGAAGGAGGGUGGCCACCAGACCCUCGUGACGGAGGAGAACAAGAUGGAGUAUAUCGAGCUCCUCUCGGAGGCCCGCAUUUGCAACGGCCGCCGGCACGAGCUCCAGUUCUUCAUCUCAGGGUUCCACGAAGUGAUCCCGGUGGACGUGCUGACGCGAGCCAAAGUCAGCCCCGCGGAGCUGUCGCUGCUCAUCUCGGGCGUGCACGAGUACGACGUGGACGAGUGGAGGCACCACGCCCAGCAGGAGGGCGACGACCAGGUCCUCGGCUGGUUCUGGGAGGCGGUCGCGUCCUUCUCCACGGAGCAGAGGGCCCUCCUCCUGAGCUUCAGCACCGGCAGCUCACGGAUCCCCCCUGGGGGCUUCGAGAACCUGGAGCCCCAGUUCCGGGUCUGCACCACGGGUGAGCACCAGGACCGCCUGCCCACGCCCACACGUGCUUCAACCAGCUCGACAUCCCGAAGUAUGGCUCCAGGGAGCUGCUCGUGGAGAUGCUGCUCCUGGCCAUCAGCGCCGACUCGGGCUUCGGCUUCGUGUGAAUCCUGGGCUUUUUGCCCGUCGCCCUGUGUCUGA
Messenger RNA from Prorocentrum cordatum, 6120 nucleotides. The record is from the annotation of a GenBank genome assembly. Lineage: Eukaryota; Dinophyceae; Prorocentrales; Prorocentraceae.